Molecule: messenger RNA, 1791 nt
Organism: Cantharellus anzutake
Lineage: Eukaryota; Fungi; Basidiomycota; Agaricomycetes; Cantharellales; Hydnaceae
Exons: 4
Coding region: 1-1791 (596 amino acids)
Source: RefSeq, a predicted model, not a curated record
AUGCCUGCGUGCCUCCCCAAAUCUGCGAUUUUCCGCCUCAGUGUUGCUAGGUUCUCCAAUGGCCUGAAGAAAGACCUGGUCACCUCAUUUCCUUCUGCCUUCCCUUGGGACGUUCUCUGCUGUAUCAUCGCAUGUGCAGACCCGGAAACACGUCGCAAGUUGGCUCUCCUGAACCGAGACUGUAACUUUGAAACGAACAAGUAUGGAUGGAGGCGAUUGCGUAUCGUUAAUGGGAAGGGUCGCAUAGACCAAGCGAUACGUCAGGCUGCCGAAACGAUUUCUCGCGACACGGCACGGGCGAAGAAUGUCCGAUCACUUGAAAUCGACCUAAAAGGCAAGCCAUCCCCAUUCCGCCGGGCGAACAUGGAGAAAACAUUUCGGAAAUUAUGCCAAGCUCUCCAAUCUUUAACGUCGUUACGAAUUUUGCACAUUCGUUUGGAGCAUUACAACGAAGAACUCGCAACGUUGAUGUCGGAGUACAAAUUCGAUUUCGAGCUCGCGUUUCUGGCUACGACGAUAUACAUACCGGAUGGCCUCCAUGAUUUCAUCGCCUCCCAUCCUGAAAUUCGUUCCUUUGCUCAAAUCCCCAAAGCCCAGCAUUCAUUUCUACGAGGCAACAUCCCUCGUAGCGCUGUGGAUAUUAGUGCCGACUUGCUACCCAAUUUGAGCGAAGUCUGGACUAAUUCAGACGUCAUCCCUACCACUGUGGCGAAUCGACCUAUCGUCUCGAUAGGGACCCAUAUAUAUUCGAACGAGUCGACAGACAAUUUUCUACGAGCCAUACGACUCUCCACGAUGGGUAUCAACCACAUCACCCUCUGUGUCAAGGUCGACCAGAGCGAAAGUUUCUACCAGAGACUCUUCUACGGCCUGGUACACAUCGAAACGUUGCACUCAAUUCACAUAGACCUCUGGGGUCCAGCUACGUCUGACGCUUCCUUACUCCCUGCCAUCCUUCGACCACUAUCGCUGUUCCCUUCGCUUCAAAAGCUCGAAUUUGGUGGAAAUCGCACUCUCGACGUCCUCUCGGACCCGGCCCCAUUCAGUUGUAAGACGCUGAGAAUAAUGGAUGUCUAUGAUUAUGCCACGCGUGGAGGGCGCCACUUUGAGCGUACCAGUACCAAGUCACCAUGGGUCGGAACAACCGCCUCCAUUGUGAGCGAGUAUACCCGUGCGACUGACUCCAACUCAAACCAGGCAUUUACACUAUUCACAUAUAUCCGCCCUGGUUUUUACCAAUCUUAUUCCGAUCUGCAAUACUACCAGCACCGACCAUGGCCCAUUUUCUCCUCACCCAAGCCUGGCUUGAUGAAUGCACAUCCUGCAUCUCCCCGCGAGUCAAGGGAUCACCCCUGCUACCAAGCCCAGAGACGCUUCAUCUCAUCCAAAGCCAUCGAAACCCUUGAAGAAAUUUCAAAUCUAAACAACACCCUCUCCUCUUGGAGGACUCGGAUACACAAAUUGAAAACACAGCGUGCAUCCUGCCCUGCCUACUCAUCCUUGUCUCAAUACGCCACUGAGAAGAAGAUCCGCGUUUUCGUCCACGGUCCCGAUCCAAAGGUUCUAACAAGAACGAUCAAACAAAUCACGAAGAAAAACUGGUCUGCAUGGAAUCGAGAUUCGAAUGGGAAACCUAUUCCUUGGAAAGUGAAACAAUGGAGUUCUCAUGAUGAGACUCGAUUGGCUAUUUCAGAGGAGAAAGUGACACUCUUUGAGGCUAAGCUUCGCACGGCGUGCGUCAUGCGUGACGCUUGGAGCUUCGCACUGCAGACGAUAUCGAUUCGGUGCUAA